AUGCAAUUCACCACCCUCGCCUUGGUCGCCGCACUCGCGGGAAGCAUCACAGCCAGCCCCGGAUCGGCAGAGGUACGGAACGAUAUGGCUGCUCGCGCAGCUUACGAGAAUAUGGGCCGUAUGCUAUACGAGCCAGAUCGUCCUAACGCGAGUUACAGCCCGCGACCACCUCAACACCAAGCGGGCCUGCAACUGCGCAGCCAAAGCCACCUGCAAUGA
This is a messenger RNA of Saxophila tyrrhenica, 219 nucleotides long. RefSeq lists its product as uncharacterized. Bases 1 to 219 code for a protein of 72 amino acids. Lineage: Eukaryota; Fungi; Ascomycota; Dothideomycetes; Mycosphaerellales; Extremaceae. The transcript has 2 exons. The record is from RefSeq and is a predicted model, not a curated record.